AUGACUGACGCCGGAGAGGAGCUGCAGUCCUCGCUGGACGAAGACACCAACAAGCUGGCGUACUGCGUGACCGACGUUCCUCCCUGGUAUCUCUGCAUCAUCCUGGGCAUCCAGCACUGCUUGACAGCGUUCGGAGGCAUCAUCGCCAUCCCUCUGAUCCUGUCUCAGGGUUUGUGUCUGCAGCACGACGGCCUCACUCAAAGCCACCUCAUCAGCACUAUCUUCUUCGUUUCUGGGAUCUGCACCUUGUUGCAGGUGACCUUCGGCGUCAGACUGCCGAUUCUCCAGGGUGGUACGUUCACCUUGCUGGCCCCCUCCAUGGCCAUGCUGUCCAUGCCAGAGUGGACGUGUCCUGCUUGGACUCAGAAUGCCUCUUUAGUCAACACUUCCUCCGCAGACUUCACAGACGUGUGGCAGAGUCGCCUGAGAGCACUGCAGGGCUCCAUCAUCGUGGGCUCCCUCUUCCAGAUGUUCGUCGGGUUCUCGGGGCUCAUCGGGCUCUUCAUGCGCUUCAUCGGGCCUCUCACCAUCGCUCCCACCAUCUCCCUCAUCGGCCUGUCCCUGUUCGACUCGGCUGGAGGAAGUGCUGGAAACCACUGGGGCAUCUCUUCAAUGACCACGGCGCUGAUCAUCCUGUUCUCACAGUACCUCCGUCACAUAUCGGUGCCCUUUCCAACUUACAGCAAGGAUAAGAAACUGCACACCUCCAGAGUCUACGUCUUUCAAAUCCUCCCUGUCCUGCUCGGAAUCACCCUGUCCUGGCUCAUCUGUUACAUUCUCACCACCUUUGACGUACUUCCUGCUCAACCGGACAUGUACGGUUACCUGGCUCGCACCGAUCUGAAAGGAGACGUUAUCGGCCAAGCUCCCUGGUUCACCUUCCCGUACCCAGGACAGUGGGGGAUGCCGACCGUCAGCUUGGCGGGCGUCGUGGGAAUCCUGGCCGGCGUCAUUUCCUCCAUGAUAGAGUCGGUUGGGGACUACCACGCCUGUGCCAGGCUAUCUGGAGCUCCGCCCCCGCCCAAGCACGCCAUCAACAGGGGCAUCGGCAUCGAGGGGCUGGGCUGCCUCCUGGCCGGCGCCUGGGGAACCGGCAAUGGAACCACGUCGUACAGCGAGAACGUGGGAGCCCUCGGCAUUACGAAGGUGGGGAGCCGCAUGGUGAUCGUGGCCGGCGGGGCGUUGAUGGUGAUCAUGGGAGUUUUUGGUAAAGUGGGGGCUGUUUUCACCACCAUCCCGUCGCCUGUGAUGGGAGGGAUGUUCAUGGUCAUGUUUGGCGUCAUCUCAGCUGCAGGGGUUUCUAAUCUGCAGUACGCAGACAUGAAUUCAUCCCGAAACAUCUUCAUUUUUGGCUUCUCCAUGUUCUCCGGUCUGGUCAUCCCUAACUGGAUUUUAAAGAACCCCAAUGCUAUCGCUACAGGCGUGAUCGAACUUGACCAGGUGUUCCAGGUACUUUUGACAACCAGCAUGUUUGUAGGAGGGUUUUUCGGCUUCGUACUGGACAACACAAUUCCAGGGUCAAAGCAUGAACGAGGCAUCCUGGCCUGGAACAAGGCUCACAAGGACGACUCCAGCAACACGCUGGAGAGCGAGGAGGUCUACAACCUUCCCUUCGGCAUCAGCGCCGCCUUGUCGUCCUCCGCCUGGCUGCGGUACGUCCCGUUCUGCCCCGGCGGCAGGCCCGGAUCCCUGGACGGGAGCGGGGCCGACACCAACUCGCUGGAGCCCAAACUGUUCCCGGGACGUCCCGAACCCGCGCAGAUCAUUGUGGGAGUCGGUCUGUGAGCGGUGCUCUCGUGCCAGCCUGCCAUUUUUGGGGAUUGUCCAGAAACGGUGCCAUCAACGGCAGCUCGGUUUGGACCUUGCGUACUAAAGACACUGUACUGUAACAACAUGGCACAGGGUGCUUCAGUCUCCCUUCAGAGGGACUUUCUCUGU
Messenger RNA from Salarias fasciatus (jewelled blenny), 1938 nucleotides. RefSeq names its product solute carrier family 23 member 4 (gene slc23a4). Gene Ontology annotation, molecular function: transmembrane transporter activity. Bases 1 to 1785 code for a protein of 594 amino acids. The transcript has 11 exons. Gene Ontology annotation, cellular component: membrane. The record is from RefSeq and is a predicted model, not a curated record. Gene Ontology annotation, biological process: transmembrane transport. NCBI's taxonomy places the organism in Eukaryota, Metazoa, Chordata, Actinopteri, Blenniiformes, Blenniidae.